Messenger RNA from Bombyx mandarina (wild silkworm), 1301 nucleotides. Its product is annotated as centromere protein L. NCBI's taxonomy places the organism in Eukaryota, Metazoa, Arthropoda, Insecta, Lepidoptera, Bombycidae. The record is from RefSeq and is a predicted model, not a curated record.
UUGAUAUCUAAUAACUUGACUUUAUCCAAGUGGAUAAUAUCGUGUAUGCUCUAUAAAAUACCGAAAUAGAAAAGGGAACUACACCUGAAUAUUAAAAUUAUAACUGAUUUUAUUUUAAACUUGUUGUUCGUACAUAUAAAGUUGAAUACAAUGUCUAGCUUACGUUUAGAUUCGUGCUGGGAACAAGAGGAAGACGGUAACACAAGUCGUCAUGUAACUGGCGAUCCAAUAGCCUUGAUAUACAAUGAAGGCCUUUGGAAAAUAAACAAAGUAUCUCCCUUGUACAAUUUACAAUACAAUGGUAUUAAGUUGAAGCAGUAUGGCUCUAAAAUCCUCCAGGCACUCGUCAGCUCAUUGCAAAUGAGUAAUACAGCAAAAUACACUGUAGUACUUGAAGAACUACCACUACUGAAAUACUCCGAAGAAGAUUCUAGUGGAAUACUAAUAACAGUUAGAUCAUCACAAGAGGACAGCAAUACUAAAAAAGUGGCAUAUGUUGCUAUAUUAUUGUCUUGGGGUAUAAGCAUUAGUAUGGAAAAUGCAAUACAUCUACCUUAUAUGCUAGAACGCGGUGAACAGAGAGUUGGAACAGUUGUAAAAACAAUUUUGCAGACUGCUUUUGAUUGCAACAUUAAACAGUUUAGUUUUACUCAACACCAACUUUUGAACUUUGGUUUCAGUUUUAUAGACAGUGAUACAUCCCGGUCAAAUGAUCAAUUUACACUUGUGUAUAGAAGCCCACAGACUGAAGUCAAAAGUAAAUUAAGUCUAUCAUUUGACAUAGGAGAUGUGAGACUGAUUUGGAAUGGAAUAAAAGAUGAAACAAUAAAGAAAGCAGACUUAAUAAUCCUGGCAUACCAGAUAUUACAAAACCAAAUAUUCAGUUUGGGUUACCUGGAUGUUACUGUAUUCGAUUUGAGUGAAAUUAAUUUAACAAAAGCAGAAAUAAAAUGCAAUGGAGGUGUGAAAAUGAAAACGCCAGAAAUUGUGAACUGCGUAUUCACUGUUUUAAAUGAAAUUUGCUGUGAUUUGUGGCAGGAUUUGAACAUCACAGAGUGACCAUAGCUUUAUCAUACUAUUGUGCUUAAAAAGUAAGAUGGUAAUUCAUCUUGUAAGUUUUAAUAUCCAAAAUGACAGUUCCAACAAAUCUAACCCCAGAGUCGCUAGCAGUAGAUGACUGUAAAUGCUUGGGGCAUCAAGAUAACACUCUGUUAAUUGACCUGUGAUCAAUUUCAAAUUAUUGUAUCAAUAAAGUGUCACUUAAUAAUUCUUAAUCAAAAUUAGAAAAGUAAGAUAGACAC